AUGCUAGGCCACCAGUUCGCGUACUCUGCGGCACCUGUCCGCAAAGUACGGGAGGUUCAGUUUGGUAUCCUCUCUCCAGAGGAGAUAAAAGCGUAUUCUGUCGCCAAGAUUGAACAUCCCGAAGUCAUGGACGAAACCACGCACAAACCCAAGAUGGGAGGCCUGAUGGAUCCUAGAAUGGGAACAAUAGACCGUAACUUCAAGUGUCAGACGUGUGGAGAGGGGAUGUCGGAGUGUCCAGGUCACUUUGGGCACAUCGAGCUGGCGAGACCCGUUUUCCAUCCUGGCUUCAUCGUGAAAGUGAAGAAGAUUCUAGAGUGCAUAUGUGUUAAUUGCGGUCGUCUGAAGGCUGAUAGCUCCGACCCUGCCUUUGCGGAUCGCAUCAGGCACGUCCGCGAUCCGAAGGCGCGUAUGCAAGCCGUCUGGAACUACUGCAAAAGCAAAAUGAUAUGCGAGCCCGAUGAGCCGAAGGACGAGAACGAAGGGGGCGAUCAGGACGAGCCCAAGAAGGGCCAUGGCGGUUGCGGGGCUCAGCAGCCUCUGAUAAGGAAGGAGGGUCUCAAAUUGUUCGUUCAGUACAAGCGUGGGAAGGACGAAGACGAGUCGUUGCAGCCUGACAAGCGGUUGUUCCCACCGCACGAGGUGUACACCGCAUUGAAGAAGAUAUCAGAAUCGGAUCUACAUCUCCUCGGGCUCUCGGUCGACUACGCGCGACCAGAAUGGAUGAUUCUGACAGUGCUCCCCGUACCUCCUCCGCCCGUUCGGCCCAGUAUCGCGGUUGAUGGUGGUACCAUGCGCAGUGAGGACGACCUCACGUACAAGCUGGGCGACAUCAUCAAGGCCUCAGCUAAUGUACGACGAUGUGAGCAAGAGGGUGCGCCGGCGCACGUCAUUAACGAGUUCGAGCAAUUGCUGCAGUUUCAUGUCGCAACGUACAUGGACAAUGACAUCGCGGGUAUUCCCCAAGCUUUGCAGAAGUCGGGUCGUCCAGUAAAGGCCAUCCGCGCUCGCCUGAAGGGGAAGGAGGGUCGCCUUCGUGGUAACCUCAUGGGGAAGCGUGUCGAUUUCUCUGCUCGUACGGUCAUCACCGGCGAUCCUAACCUCGAGUUGGACGAGGUUGGUGUGCCGAGGAGCAUUGCCAUGAACCUGACUUUCCCCGAGCGAGUGACGCCAUAUAAUAUCGCAUACCUUCAGGAGCUUGUGCGGAACGGACCCACCGUCUACCCUGGUGCAAGAUACGUUGUACGCGAUACUGGAGAGCGAAUAGACCUCCGGUACAACAAGCGUGCCGAUGCUUUCUUGCAAUACGGAUGGAUCGUUGAGCGGCAUCUCAAAGACGGAGACUUCGUGCUAUUCAACCGGCAGCCUAGUUUGCACAAGAUGAGUAUGAUGAGCCACCGAGUCCGGCUCAUGCCUUACUCCACCUUCCGACUGAACCUCUCCGUUACGCCUCCGUACAACGCCGAUUUUGACGGCGACGAGAUGAACAUGCACGUGCCCCAGAGCGAAGAGACGCGAGCAGAGCUCUCACAAAUUGCUUGGGUACCUCGGCAGAUCAUUUCGCCGCAGGCCAAUAAGCCGGUUAUGGGUAUCGUCCAGGACACGCUUUGCGGUAUCAGGAAGUUCACGUUACGUGACACGUUCUUGGACUGGAACCAAGUCCAGAACAUCCUGCUGUGGGUUCCGGACUGGGAUGGCACUGUGCCGACACCUGCUAUCAUCAAGCCUAAGCCCAUGUGGACAGGCAAGCAGUUGCUCAGCAUGUGUAUUCCUCGUGGUAUCAACAUCUUCCGUGCCCCCGACCCGAAAUCUAACAACCCGGUAUUCGACGACGGCAUGAUGAUCGAGAACGGCGAUAUCGUCUUCGGAGUCGUGGAGAAGAAGACUGUCGGCGCCUCACAAGGAGGACUCGUCCACGUCGUAUUCCGCGAGAAGGGCCCCGAGGCGACGAGGACGCUUUUUACGGGUCUUCAGCAGGUUGUCAACUACUGGUUGUUCCACAACGGCUUCAGUAUUGGUAUCGGUGACACAAUCGCGGACAGAGGGACAAUGGACUACAUCCAGAAGCAGAUCGCGGAGCGCAAGCAGAACGUCCUUCAGAUCAUGGACGACGCUUACCACGAUCGUCUCAGGCCUUCACCCGGUAUGACGAUCCGCGAGUCGUUCGAGAAGAAGGUCGAGCGCGAGCUCAAUCUGGCGCGUGACCACAGCGGUCAGUAUGCCCAGAAGCAUCUCAAGGAGGACAACAACGUCAAGCAGAUGGUGGUCGCGGGUUCGAAGGGUUCCUUCAUCAACAUCUCACAGAUGUCCGUUUGUGUCGGGCAGCAGUCGGUCGAGGGAAAGCGCAUCCCAUUUGGUUUCCGCCAUCGUACCUUGCCCCACUUCACCAAGGAUGACUUCAGUCCGGAGGCGCGUGGGUUCGUCGAGAACUCGUAUUUGCGGGGUCUCACUCCCCAGGAGUUUUUCUUCCACGCUAUGGCUGGUCGUGAAGGUCUCAUCGAUACCGCCGUCAAGACGGCUGAGACGGGUUACAUCCAGCGACGUCUGGUGAAGGCCCUCGAGGACGUGCAAGUCUGCUAUGACGGCACGGUCCGCAACUCGCUCGGUGACCUUAUCCAGUUCAUCUACGGAGAAGACGGUAUGGACGGCGCGUUCAUCGAGCGACAGAACAUCGAGACGUUCGCUCUGAACAACACGCAGUUCGAGCACGACUUCCGUGUCGACGUCACGGACCCUCAAGGCGGCUUCCUUCCUGGCGUGCUGCAGGCGGGGCUAGACGACAGCUCCCUCGAACUUCAGGCGAAGUUGGACGAGGAGUUCGCCCAGCUAACUGAGGAUCGACAGCUACUUCGCACCUGGAUUUUCCCUAGCACUGACCCCGCCGCCCCUCGUUACCUUCCCGUCAACCUCCAGCGCAUCGUUCAAAACGCGAUCCAGAUCUUCCACAUUGACAGACGGAAGCCGAGCGACCUCGAACCCACCUACAUCAUCGAUUCCGUCCGCGAGUUGUGCAACCGGCUUGUGGUGGUGCGCGGCGAAGGUUCGCUAUCCAAGGAGGCCCAGCUCAACGCGACGCUCCUAUUCCGCAUGCACCUUCGUGCGACAUUUGCCACUCGCCGUGUGCUUGAACGCUACCACCUCAACCGCGAGGCGUUUGAGUGGGUGCUUGGUGAAGUUGAGACCAAGUUCAACCAGGCAGUCGCACACCCCGGCGAGAUGUGUGGUACUCUCGCAGCGCAGUCGAUCGGUGAGCCGGCAACCCAGAUGACAUUGAACACGUUCCACUACGCUGGUGUAUCGAGCAAGAAUGUCACGCUGGGUGUUCCACGUCUCAAGGAGAUCAUCAAUGUCGCGACGAACAUCAAGACGCCCUCGCUCAACGUCUACCUCGAGCCGGAAUUUGCGAGGGAUGCGUUGCUGGCCAAGAAUGUGCAGCAGGAGCUCGCGUUCACCUCCCUUCGCACUGUCACUGCCGCCGUCGAGAUCUGGUACGACCCCGACCCGAGCUCCACCAUCAUCCCGGAUGACGAGGACUUCGUUCAUGCCUUCUUUGCCAUUCCUGACGAGGAAGUCGAGCAGAAGCUGCACCUUAUGUCGCCCUGGCUGCUCCGUCUGGAGCUUGACCGUGCGAAGAUGAUCGAUCGCAAGCUGACGAUGACCUACGUCGCGAAUCGGAUCGCGCAGAGCUUCAAGACGGACCUUUUCGUGAUCUGGAGUGAGGACAACUCUGAGAAGCUCGUUGUCCGGUGUCGAGUACUCGGUGGUGCCGACAAAGACGAGGACGACUUAGGACAGGUUGAAGAGGACAUCUUCCUGCGGCAACUCGAGAACACCAUGCUGAACUCUGUCGAGCUUCGCGGUGUCCCGGGUAUCCAGCGUGCCUUCUUGCUGGAGCACGACAAGAUCAACAUCUCGCCGACGGGAAGCAUCGAGGCGCGUUCGGAGAAGGAGUGGGUGCUCGAGACGGACGGUGUCAAUUUGAAGACCGUCAUGUGCAUCGACGGUGUUGACUUCAAGCGGACAUACUCCAACAACUGCGUCGAGGUCUUCGACGUCUUGGGUAUUGAAGCAGCUCGUGCUGCCAUCAUGAAGGAACUCCGAAAUGUCAUCGAAUUCGACGGUUCGUACGUUAACUACCGCCAUCUCGCGCUCCUCUGCGACCUCAUGACACAUCGCGGCACACUCAUGGCCAUCACUCGCCACGGUAUCAACCGCGCGGACACGGGCGCGCUCAUGCGUUGUUCGUUCGAGGAGACGGUCGAGAUUCUCAUGGAGGCCGCCGCAGUUGGAGAGAAGGACGACUGUCACGGUAUUGCCGAGAACAUCUUGUUCGGACAGAUGGCACCUAUGGGUACAGGCGCUUUCGAAGUCGCCCUCGACAUCGACAUGUUGAAGGACGUCAUUGUUGACCACCGCUUGCCAGUGCAAACGAUGCUCGCAGCGCAGGCCGACGGUGGUAUGACCCCUGGUCAGGUCGCGAUGACGCCGUACGACAGCAACUCGCCAAUGUGGGCCCAGGACGUGUCAUUCAAGGGCGAGACCGCCGCGUUCUCGCCUCUAGCCGUCAACGGCGGUGAGGAGGCACCGGCGUCUUACAACCUCACGGGCUUCGGCAUAAGCCCCAUGGGUGCACACGGAGCGAUGUCGCCUGCAGGGGCCGGCUACAGUCCAAGCUCGCCCAACGCGUACUCGCCCACGUCGCCGUACCUUGCGCAGUCGCCAUUUGCAGGUGCGACCUCACCUAUGGGCACUUCGCCCUACGCGACCUCGCCAUUCUACGACCGCAGUCACGGCGCGACCUCGCCGACGUACUCACCGACGUCGCCUGCGCUGAACCUCACGUCGCCUGGGUACUCGCCAACGAGCCCGCGCUACUCCCCGACCUCUCCCUCCUUCUCCCCUACCUCGCCCCGCUACAGCCCCCAGUCCCCGUCCUUCAGCCCUACCUCUCCUCGCUACUCGCCUACGAGCCCCUCGUUCUCGCCUGCUUCUCCGCGAUACUCACCGACUUCUCCCGCACAGAUGUCGCCCACGUCGCCCAAAUACUCACCUACCUCCCCAACCUCGCCGGCGUCACCGAGAUAUUCACCCACUUCCCCUGCCUACUCCCCCACCUCCCCCGCAUAUUCCCCCGCGUCGCCUGCUUACAGCCCGACGUCGCCGCAAUGGUCGCCGUCCAGCCCAGCGCAGAAUCAGAAUGGAACGACGAACCGCGGACACUCGUACAGCACGUCGCCGUCUUGGGAUUGA
Molecule: messenger RNA, 5250 nt
Organism: Dichomitus squalens LYAD-421 SS1
Lineage: Eukaryota; Fungi; Basidiomycota; Agaricomycetes; Polyporales; Polyporaceae
Product: beta and beta-prime subunits of DNA dependent RNA-polymerase
Exons: 12
Coding region: 1-5250 (1749 amino acids)
Biological process (GO): transcription by RNA polymerase II
Cellular component (GO): RNA polymerase II, core complex
Molecular function (GO): DNA binding
Source: RefSeq, a predicted model, not a curated record